AUGAGACACGGAACACAGCACAACGAGACACGGGACACAGAACAACGAGACAUGCAACAUAACACGAGACACAGAACACAGCACAACGAGACAUGCAUCAUAACACAACGAGACACGGAACACGGCACAACGAGACACAGAACACAGCCCAAGGAUACACGGAACGCAGCACAACGAGACAUGCAACAUAACACAACGAGACACAGAACACAGCACAACGAGACACGGAACACAGCACAACGAGACACGGAACACAUCACAACGAGACCGGAACACAACACAACAAAGCGGAAAAUAUUAUCUAGAAAAUCAGCUCGCAAGACGAGGAGCGUUGCAUACUUGAGACCAUUAGUGAUACACUCAACAAUACAAAAACAGCCAAUCGACGCGAUCGACACACAUGGUAACGACACAGGCCACGACGCAGCAACGGAGAAUACCGACAAAUGUGAAAUACACACACCGCGGAGUACAUAUGUAUACGGCAAAGGAGUAGCAGUAAAUGUAACAUGCAAACACUUGAACGCAAGUCUCCCCAGGAGUGCUCAGUUCAUUGGUAUACAGGCAGUCCUCAAUACUAACGGCACAUCGUUGGGCUACAUCAACUCGACACAGGGGGGACGAAGGUUACUCGCGUGCGAUAACUGGUAUAUUGGGCGGGUUAUCAGCGAUGAUAGCCUCCGUAUGGUAUGGUAUUCGCCCAUGUCAUCGAAUUAUACCUCUAAAAUUAGUAGUCAACAUGUUACACUAAGGGUAAUUGUUUAUGAUAACAAACUUAAUCAUAGAAUGGUGUUGUCUAAAGCACUGACGGGGUUUUAUUCUUCAUACAGGGCAACGAGACAGGCCGCUCAUGAUAAUUUCCGUCCAAUAAACGUGGACACGUGUGGCAUUAAUAAGAACUGUUAUCGCUAUCCAGACCCCCGUUGUACUGCAUAUACGUGUGAUUAUCUGCUGACAUUUAGAGCCAGUGGUGAAAACGUGCUCUUUGAGAUUAGUGCUAAGACAGAAGGAUGGGCUGCGAUCGGAUUCAGCUCCGAUGAAUACAUGGGAGGAGAUGAUGUCUACGCAUGCGUCGUGUUAAACACGCCAGAAUGGAAGAUUGUUGUGAAGCGCUACGUAAAUAUUCAAAACUGGCCGAAAGAGCAGGGCGUCAAUCCCGUAAACAAUACGGAGGGCACUGUGAUGGAUGGACGAUUGUCAUGCAGGUUUUCACGCCCAAAACGCGUAUUGUCCGAUGACAGUAUUGUCGAUCUGGACAACAGGUGGUUUUUCUUACAUGCAUGGGGGCCAGUAAUUUCAGGAGGUGUUAUCCAGGCACAUACAUUAAAGUCGCCGCCACGAUCAGAAAUUAAAUUCACCGUCCAGUCUAUUAAUUUCAUCAACGCAGUUGGGGGCAGUCGACCCAUGUAUGCUACGUCUGUCCACACGGUGAUUUCUAUGUUGGCCGUUAUUUUCAUUUUGUGCUGA
Molecule: messenger RNA, 1467 nt
Organism: Saccoglossus kowalevskii
Lineage: Eukaryota; Metazoa; Hemichordata; Enteropneusta; Harrimaniidae
Product: putative ferric-chelate reductase 1-like
Source: RefSeq, a predicted model, not a curated record